AUGUCUGAAUUUGAGGCAAUCGGGUUGGUAUUAAGGGCAUAUCCCUUGAUCGUCCAAGUUCUUCAACUAUACAAGGGUGCAAAUAAUGCCCAAGAUUGGGAGCUUUUAUACGAUGAAUUCGGAGUCGAAGAGAUUAUUUAUGUCGAAUGUGUUCGACAUCUUCUCGCAUCCGAUAUCUCCGAAGCUGAUCUUCUGCAACUGAGCACAAGAGACAAACCAAAUCAGGCUCUUUGGAAGGACCCGGCACUUGACAGAAGCCUUCGCAGCCGUCUGGGAGAUGAGAAGUCCCCCAUAGUCCUCAAGACUCUACAAGAAAUGGACAACCUCUUGGCGACGUUGAAUGAAAGACUCAAGAGCCAUGCGAUCUCUACGGAACGUUCAGGGUUGGGAAUACGCAGUGUUUUUCGAAGUGUGAAAACGAUACCCCUCCAAGCGGCUGUUAGAGAGAGCCUACGCAAGCUACAUGAACUGAAUGGCCGACUUCAGAGACUUCUUACCAACAGCGCGAGCCCUGGGUAUCCAGCUCAAGGACGAACACCGAAAACUUCUACCAAACUUCCUGACGACGUCCUCCGCCGAAUAUCCGCACAAGCAAACGAGUUUUACGAUGCCUUAAAUGAGGGCUACAAAUGCGACUGCCCGAAAGGACAUGAGGCGAGCCUAGGUCCACACUCGCCGGAAGAUCUAGAUCUAACUCAACCUUUUGAGAUCGUGUUCCCCGUGGAUGAAGAUAUUGCGAAGGUGUUUGCGGACGGCCCAACUUCGCCCACUGCUAGCAGCAUAGAUCUUGAAAAUGACACCAUGAGCAUAUCAACCCAGCGACGUUGGUCACAUAGAGGCAGCUGUGAUACGAUGCCCUCAUCGCUCGGUAGUCCUGGCUGCUCGCCUCCUGCCCGUGGUCGAUCAUUCUCGCUCAGCAAAAGCAGUGGUCUUGAACAGGGAGGUCUCAUUGGCGACCUUUGCAACUUCAUUAAGACGCUCGGCGAGCAAAAUCCGAUACCCGCCCCUGCCUCUUGUCUCGGCGUUCUAGGCGUGAAAGAGAAGAAGUACAAGGUUCAAGUAACCUCCCUCGACGGCUACUCUUCCGAACCACCCAGCCUCUUGUCUCUAGAGGAGUACCUCUCCCCACCUCACAAAGACGAAAUCACCCGGAGAAAACGCAUGGAUCUAGCUCUCAGUCUGAGCCUUGCAAUUCUCCAAUUCUACAGGACGCCAUGGAUCGACAUGUGGUGGACCUGGAAAGACUUCUGCGUCCUGAAAGGCGACAAGUCGCAGAUCUUCGUGACGAAAAGGUUCUAUUCCUCGCACAGCCGUCUCAGUCCAAAGGCCCAGUCACACGCUGCCUCCACCUCCGCGUUCUGGGAAUGCUUCGGCGAGCCCGUACUCACGCGUCUCGGCUUCGCGCUCGUAGAGCUCGCUCUUGGACGGCGAUUGUCAGAACUGAGAGAUCAACAAGAAGAUAUAAUGCAAGGAGGGGAUGAAGAUAUGUUAGACCUCAUGACGGCGAAGCAUCUAGUUGGCGAGGGGAAGGUGCUUGAGGAGGCGGGGCAGUGCUAUCAUGAUGCUGUCCAGGCUUGUCUUACGCAUCAGGUUAUCAUGGGUACCGGCGUUAAGGGAUUGAAUUCGGCACAUGGGAACUUUCAGCUGGAUGUGGAGAGGUUUGUGGUCGCGCCGAUAAGGGAUAGCUUUCAGGCGAGUUGGGGGUUGAUUCCGAAGUUGGAGAUGUGA
Messenger RNA from Hyaloscypha bicolor E, 1728 nucleotides. RefSeq lists its product as uncharacterized. The record is from RefSeq and is a predicted model, not a curated record. The transcript is spliced from 3 exons. The coding region runs from base 1 to 1728 and encodes 575 amino acids. Lineage: Eukaryota; Fungi; Ascomycota; Leotiomycetes; Helotiales; Hyaloscyphaceae.